Gallus gallus (chicken) is the source of this 506-nucleotide messenger RNA. It is a transcript of the gene POLR2L, whose product is annotated as RNA polymerase II subunit L. Gene Ontology annotation, cellular component: RNA polymerase II, core complex; RNA polymerase I complex; RNA polymerase III complex. Gene Ontology annotation, molecular function: DNA-directed RNA polymerase activity; zinc ion binding; DNA binding. The coding region runs from base 114 to 317 and encodes 67 amino acids. The transcript has 2 exons. Gene Ontology annotation, biological process: tRNA transcription by RNA polymerase III; transcription by RNA polymerase I; transcription by RNA polymerase II. The record is from RefSeq and is marked validated. Lineage: Eukaryota; Metazoa; Chordata; Aves; Galliformes; Phasianidae.
GGGAGCGGCCGGGCGGCAUCGCGGGGCGCGGAGCGGCCGGCGCGUGGGGCUCUCCUCUCCCGUCCUCUCCUCUGCCAGCUGCGGGCGGGAGCGGCGGCGCGAGCCCGACAAGCAUGAUCAUCCCGGUCAGGUGCUUCACGUGCGGCAAAAUCGUCGGCAACAAGUGGGAAGCCUAUCUCGGCCUCCUGCAGGCGGAGUAUACGGAAGGAGACGCCCUGGAUGCCCUUGGUUUGAAGAGAUACUGCUGCCGCAGAAUGCUCCUAGCCCACGUGGAUCUGAUUGAGAAGCUUCUGAAUUAUGCACCUCUGGAGAAAUGAGAGUUUGUUGCCCCAGCUGCCAACUUCUUUCAAGGAAAGAAAUGAAGGAUGAAGUCCACUUUAGAACUAGAGAUUAAAAAUGUAGAUGUUUCUCUUUAACUCAGUGCACAGAGGUUGCUUUUUGUUCCUUUUUGUGAACUUUUAGGUGCUUCUGCCAGCAAAAAUAAAUGUGUGUUUUAUGAAAUAUAA